GCGUUCAAACCCUCUCUCUCCCCUCUCUGAAGUCUUCAUCUACCUAUCUUCAUAUCACUGCGAGGUAGCGACACCAUCAAUGCAGCUACGCCGUCGACUACUGCAGGGAUAACGUUGGAACCCUAGACAAUCGAUUCUGAGCCUCAUUCUCUCCCUGCCCAGCAAAUCGAUGAAUCAUGCUCUCCCUUCUCAGCAAAUCGAACGAAUGGAUUUCUCUUUUCCUCUCUUACCAGCCCUUAAAUCCCAGCGACGCGGAUGUCUCAAAGGAGAUCCAGCACAUGGUGAGGUUCAUUCGCCAAGAAGCCGACGAAAAGGCCAACGAGAUCGCCGUAUCAGCUGAAGAAGCCCAUACGGGAUUGAGAGCAAAAUUGGAUAAAGAGCACUUGGAUUUGGAGGUUUUGAGGUAUAUGAAAGCAACCUGGAUGAGGAGGUUGAAGUAUUGGGGGGAAGUAAUCGAACGGAGAGAGGGUGCAGCAGAGGGGAACAACGAACUGGAUAAAGGUGGGAGGGAAGGCACGGUGGAGAGGGACUGCGAACUGAAUAAAGGUUGAAGGUAGUCUGGCUUUUAUUUAUUUAUUAAUUUUGAAGGGUAAAAUUGAAACCCAAUGUCUAGCUUGAAAAACAAUUUAAAUUUUCUUUUUAAAAGUACACGUGGCAAAUUCUAUGUGGAAGUAUCACCAGCUGACGUAGUGAUAUCGUACUACUCUAUAAUUUCUCUAUUGGGAGUUGUCAUCUUACUAUUUUGAUCAG
This is a messenger RNA of Prunus mume (Japanese apricot), 750 nucleotides long. The record is from RefSeq and is a predicted model, not a curated record. NCBI's taxonomy places the organism in Eukaryota, Viridiplantae, Streptophyta, Magnoliopsida, Rosales, Rosaceae.